AUGUCGCAGGGCCCCACACAUUCUCCACCCGUGCCGUCACCACUCGGCGAUGCUUUGCUGGAUAUGUUGAGGGCGUCUUCCACGAGAAUCGCAAAGCCUGGCACCACACUGAUCAGCCAGCGACACGGCUCAUACGGGCGUUAUACUGUGCACGAGGCUGUGUUGGGUAAUACAAGCUUUGCACAUGUUUACGACGGUGCCAGGGUAUCGGGCCAAGUUCCAGUGGCGAUCAAGGUUGCCACAGAAUACGGCAGAGCCACGAAUGAUUUGGAUAUGGAGCAGAUCAUCAUGGAGUUGUUAAUGGUUGGAGGAGGUCACGAGAACAUACUACGCCUCCUUGAUGUCGUGGCCGAGGAGACAACUGGGAAACUUUCCAAGACACUCAUCUUGCCUAGAUGUAAUAUGACCCUGGUAGAGUGGUUCGCCCCGCCAGACGUUAAACCCACUGGUGCCCUGGUGGAUAUAACCCGCCAGCUCUACUCCGGCUUGGCACACAUCCACAAUAACGGGAUCCUUCAUAAAGACCUCUCGCUUAAGAACGUGCUCCUGAGCAGGGCUGAAGGGUGCGUUAAGAUCUGCGACUUCGGAAUGUCUGCGACGGUCGCGGACGACGAAGCUGCACCGCACAAGCUGCGCGUCGAAUUGCACUCUUUCACAUCAUUUGAGAUUCUGAAGAUGUGGCUUGCGCGCAGCUUCGCCUGCCAGCCUCACGCCGCUUACGUCGAGUUCACGACACGGGGUGUGCCGCAACAAGAUGCAGCAAAUGGCUUGAGGAUGGCCUACGACCAUGGCAUGAAUAUGGUGUCAAACAAGACCUUCUACAACAAACAGAACUGGGAAGAAGUCCUGAGUGACAAACCCCGCAUCCGUACGCUCGCUGAGCAAAUAAUAGCUUGGGAUCUUAGUCAGUUUGUUGGAGCGCUGCGAGGUCGAGCCGUUCCGCGGAAAUUCGUAGAGGCAUUCAUGCCCGCUCUGUUGCUUGGACCCAUCCAGCAUCUAACGGCUGACUACGUGUCGCAGUCAUUUGACCAGCUAGUACGCACAGAAGUACGCAAUGCUGCGAAGAUUUACCUGAAGUCCGGGGCCCACAGUCCGGUGUUAGAUGAUUUCUAG
Sycon ciliatum is the source of this 1113-nucleotide messenger RNA. Its product is annotated as fibroblast growth factor receptor 4-like. The record is from RefSeq and is a predicted model, not a curated record. The coding region runs from base 1 to 1113 and encodes 370 amino acids. The transcript has a single exon. Lineage: Eukaryota; Metazoa; Porifera; Calcarea; Leucosolenida; Sycettidae. Gene Ontology annotation, cellular component: nucleus; cytoplasm. Gene Ontology annotation, molecular function: ATP binding; protein serine/threonine kinase activity. Gene Ontology annotation, biological process: protein phosphorylation; mitotic DNA damage checkpoint signaling.